AUGGCGAUCUGCACGGUGUCGAGCGCGCACUCGCUGAGCGCGGCGUGCCACGUCGCCGCGCCGGCGAGGGCGGGGCAGCCGCGGCAGGUGAUUGUGUUCGGGGUAGGGGGGCGGCGGGCACGGCGGGGGGGCAGCGGGGUGACAGUGGUGACCUGCGCGGCGGCGGGGGACGCGAAGACGGUGGUGAUUGGGCUGGCGGCGGACUCCGGCUGCGGCAAGAGCACCUUCAUGCGGCGACUUACGAGCGUCUUCGGCGGAGCGGCGGAGCCUCCGAGAGGGGGAAACCCUGAUUCGAACACGCUGAUCAGUGAUACCACGACGGUGAUAUGCUUGGACGAUUAUCACUCGCUGGAUAGAACGGGGAGGAAGGAGAAGGGGGUGACGGCGUUGGAUCCGAGGGCGAACAACUUCGACCUGAUGUAUGAGCAGGUGAAGAGCCUCAAGGAUGGAGUGGCGGUGGAGAAGCCUAUCUAUAACCAUGUCACCGGGCUGCUGGACCCGCCGGAGCUCAUCAGGCCGCCUAAGAUUCUCGUCAUCGAGGGCCUCCACCCCAUGUGAGCCUCUCUUUCUCUCUCUCUCUCUCUCUAGUUCUCCGGCAGCCCCCCUGGAGACCCGUUUCCGGAGUUGUCUUGGUGAAUUCAGCUCUACGCGGGGAUUUGGGCUGAUUUCACGCUUCUCUUCCGCCAUGCUCGGUACAGAAAGCUCCCGAUGGAUAGUUUUCUCUCCCUCCUCCCUCUCUCUCUCUCUCCCUCUCUCUCUAGUUCUCUGCGGCCGCCUGUAGACCCAUUUCCGGGUCGUCUCGGUCUUAACGUGGACUCGAUUCGAUUUCACCCAUGUGUUCCGCCAUCCUCGGUACAGAGAGCUCUCUCUCUCUCUCUCUCUCUGAGUUUUUUUGAGGCUCCGCAUUGUGAAUUGAUUUGGGGAAGUAGGUACUUUUGGACGGCCCAGAUUGGUCGCACUCGGUUUUCCCCUCCAAUUUCUCCUCUCGCUCUCUCUCUCUCUCUCUCUCGCUGUGGUUUUCUGCAACUUCCCACUGCGAAUUGCUCUGAGGAACCGAGGAACCGAGGAACCUCGAAGAACUAGAGAGACCACAUCCGGGUCUCAAUCCAUUCCACGGAUGAGCUCAGCUUCAGGCCAGGAUUGGACUCACCCAUCUUCCCGUGAGAGUGAGAGAGAGAGAGCGAGAGAGAGAGAGAGAGAGAGAGAGCCGACGAAACCACCUCAGAAAUCUGAGGAUUUACCGAGUGUUUAAAAAUCGAAAAUUUCUGCAAGCUCUUGGACAAUAUGUUCAGAUGUAAACGGAUUCCUUCCUGUUCAGGUACGACUCCCGCGUCAGAGACCUUCUUGACUUCAGCAUCUACCUCGACAUCAGCAACGAGGUCAAGUUCGCAUGGAAGAUCCAGGUGGGCCCAUUCAUCCUCUCCUCCUCCUCCUCCUCCCAUCCUUCCUCUUCUUGAUCUUCUUCCCCCUUCUCCUGUCCUUCCUCUUCUUCAUCUUCUUCAUCUUCUUCUUCUUCCCUUUCUUCAUCUUCUUCUUCCUCCUCCCAUCCUUCCUCUUCUUCCUCUUCUUCAUCUCCUUCUUCCUCCUCCCACCCUUGCUCACCAUUGUGGAUUGACGAGCGACUGAUGGGGGGAGUUGCAGAGGGACAUGGCGGAGCGCGGCCACAGCCUGGAGAGCAUCAAGGCCAGCAUCGAGGCCCGGAAGCCCGACUUCGACGCCUACAUCGGUAAUGUGCCUUCCUUCUCAAAAAACACAAAGCUUCAGCUUCUAGCUUCCACGAUCCUUCAUGCUCCCACACCAGAUCAUCGGAGAAAACAUUAGGGUUUCCCCGACCUGCAACGAAGCUAGCUCCUCCUCAUCGUCUUCCUCCCUGAAGCCCUGCAACUCGGGCUUUUCUUCAUCGUUCAUCAUGCGGGGCUGAAUGUGACGAAUCACACAGACCCACAGAAGCCGCAAAUCGGCAACCUCCCACUCCAGAUCAUCGGAGAGAACACGAAUUAGGGUUUUCUUACUAGCGCCUCAUCAUCCUCCUCCCGGGAAGCACCCCCUGCAACUUACUUAGGGUUUUCUUCAUCGAUCAUCAUGCGGGGCUGAAUGUGGUGAUUCCCACAGACCCGCACAAGCUGCAAAUCGGCAACCUCCCGCACCAGACCAUCGGAGAAAACACGAACUAGGGUUUUCUUACUGGCUCCUCAUCAUCUUCCUCCGGGAAACCCCCCUGCGACUUACUUAGGGUUUGCUUCAUGGAUCAUCUUCCAGACCCACAGAAGCAGCACGCCGACGCGGUGAUCGAGGUGCUGCCGACGCAGCUGAUCCCAGACGACAACGAAGGGAAGGUCCUGCGUGUGCGGCUGGUGAUGAAGGAGGGGGUGAAGUAUUUCAGCCCCGUUUACCUCUUCGACGAGGGCUCCACCAUCUCCUGGAUCCCCUGCGGCCGCAAGCUCACCUGUUCCUACCCCGGUAUCAAGUUCAACUACGGCCCCGACGUCUUCUACGGCAAUGAGGUCAUCUCUCUCUUUCUCUCUCUCUCUAAGCCUUCUCUCUCUACUGUAACUCCGCCGCGAGGAGAGAGGAAGUGGGCUGACGGCGGCGUCGUGGGGUGGUGGGCAGGUCUCGGUGGUGGAGAUGGACGGGCAGUUUGACCGGCUGGACGAGCUGAUCUACGUGGAGAGCCAUUUGAGCAACCUGUCGACCAAGUUCUACGGGGAGGUGACGCAGCAGAUGCUGAAGCACGCUGACUUUCCGGGCAGCAACAACGGCACUGGGCUCUUCCAGACCAUCGUCGGGCUCAAGAUCCGCGACCUCUACGAGCAGAUCGUCGCUGAGGCCGCCUCCGCCGCCCUCCAAGCCGCCAAGGUGUAA
Spirodela intermedia is the source of this 2862-nucleotide messenger RNA. The record is from the annotation of a GenBank genome assembly. NCBI's taxonomy places the organism in Eukaryota, Viridiplantae, Streptophyta, Magnoliopsida, Alismatales, Araceae.